Strigops habroptila (Kakapo) is the source of this 1475-nucleotide messenger RNA. It is a transcript of the gene EEF1G, whose product is annotated as eukaryotic translation elongation factor 1 gamma. NCBI's taxonomy places the organism in Eukaryota, Metazoa, Chordata, Aves, Psittaciformes, Psittacidae. The record is from RefSeq and is a predicted model, not a curated record. Gene Ontology annotation, cellular component: cytoplasm; nucleus. The coding region runs from base 106 to 1407 and encodes 433 amino acids. Gene Ontology annotation, biological process: translational elongation. The transcript has 10 exons. Gene Ontology annotation, molecular function: translation elongation factor activity.
CGGCCGCCUCAAGCGCCGCGCGGCGGUCGCGCUCACCAGCACUUCGCUGCUUUACGGCUCCGCGGCACCGCCUCCUUCCCUCCCUCCCUCUCUCCGCUCGCCAAGAUGGCCGUGGCCGGGACCCUCUACACGUACCCAGAGAACUGGCGAGCCUUCAAGGCGCUGAUCGCAGCCCAAUACAGCGGCGCCAAGAUCAGGGUCCUCUCGACCCCCCCCCACUUCCACUUCGGGCAGACCAACAAGACCCCCGAGUUCCUCCGCAAGUUCCCGGUGGGGAAGGUCCCGGCGUUCGAGGGUGACGACGGAUUCUGUGUCUUUGAGAGCAACGCCAUCGCCUACUAUGUCAGCAAUGAGGAGCUGCGCGGGACCACGCAGGAGUCGGCGGCGCAGGUCGUGCAGUGGGUGAACUUCGCCGACAGCGACAUCGUGCCCCCCGCCAGCACCUGGGUCUUCCCCACACUGGGCAUCAUGCACUACAACAAGCAGGCGACGGAGUUUGCCAAGGAGGAGGUGCGGCGGGUGCUGGGGGUGCUGGAUUCCCACCUCCGCACCCAGACCUUCUUGGUGGGAGAACGCGUGUCCUUGGCCGACAUCACGGUGGUCUGCGCCCUGCUCUGGCUCUACAAGCAGGUGCUGGAGCCGGCGUUCCGGCAGCCCUUUGGGAAUGUCAACCGGUGGUUCGUGACGUGCCUGAACCAGCCCCAGUUCAAGGCGGUGCUGGGAGAGGUGCAGCUCUGCGAGAAGAUGGCCCAGUUCGAUGCCAAGAAGUUUGCGGAGGCACAGCCACGGAAGGAGCCCCCCCGGAAGGAGAAGCCCCCCCGAGAGGAGAAGCGGAAGGAGGAGAAGAAGGAGGAGAAGAAGCCGGAGCCCGAGGAGGAGCUGGAUGAGUGCGAGCAGGCGCUGGCAGCUGAGCCCAAGGCCAAGGACCCCUUUGCCCAUCUGCCCAAGAGCCCCUUCGUGCUGGACGAGUUCAAGCGCAAGUAUUCCAACGAGGACACGCUCACGGUGGCGCUGCCGCACUUCUGGGAGCACUUCGACCCCCAGGGCUGGUCCCUCUGGUUCUGCCAGUACCGCUUCCCCGAGGAGCUGAGCCAGACCUUCAUGAGCUGCAACCUCAUCACUGGCAUGUUCCAGCGCCUGGACAAGCUCCGGAAAAACGCCUUUGCCAGCGUCAUCCUGUUCGGCACCAACAACGACAGCAGCAUCUCGGGAGUGUGGCUGUUCCGGGGGCAGGAGCUGGCGUUCCCGCUCAGCCCCGACUGGCAGGUCGAUUACGAGUCCUAUUCCUGGCGGAAGCUGGACCCGGAGAGCGCGGAAUGCCAGACGCUGGUCAAGGAAUACUUCACGUGGGAAGGGGAAUUCCAGCACGUCGGGAAACCCUUCAACCAGGGCAAGAUCUUCAAGUGAUUCCCCAACUGCUUCCCGCCUCCUUCCCGGAAAUAAACCCGCGCCGGCCACGGUGCGGCACCACCGGC